UUUCAUUCUUCUUGCUAAAAAAGUCACAUCACUAAUAUUUUGUGUUCUUUUCUUUUAGUUUUUUUUUUUUUUUUAAAUUUUGUAUUCAAUUGUGAUUCGCGCAAAUUAUAUUCCUUUACGACGAUGAUACUUACCGUGUCUUACUUUUAAAUAAUCAAUUUAAGUAGAGAAGGAAAUGGAGGACUGCAGCGCGAAGGGAGGAUGGAAAGAACAGCUGUCCGGACUGUAACCACACCGGUCACUGUACCGGUCCAUCUCUGUGUUCUGGCAAAAUAAUGAUAUCUACGUUUCUGACACGUUUGUACAUAUUCGGUACCUGUGCUGCCCUCACAUUUGGAAGUAAAUGCGGACAAAGUGAAUAUUCAUCAGCAGCUGAAGAAUGCUGUCCUAUGUGUGCUAUAGGGUCUGUGGUUCUGAAAGACUGUCAUGGUGAUUACAGUACAACAUGCAAACCUUGCUCUAAAGGAACAUUUAUGAAUGAACCAAAUGGGCUACUCACCUGCUUUCAGUGUAAAAUCUGUGAAAAUGGAUUUUAUAUUUCGCAAGACUGUACAACAUUAGAGGAUACAGUAUGUGGGGUGUUGGAUGGAUAUUAUUGCAUGAGUUAUUCAGAUGACAAAAGAGAUUGUUUACAUGCAAUAAAACAUAGUAAAUGCCAACCGGGGGAACAGAUAAAAACUCCAGGCACAAAGUCCUCAGAUACAGUUUGUGAGCCCUGUCUCUCAGGAUUUUACUCUCCUGAAGGUGUGAACUGUUCUAAAUGGACUGACUGUUCAGUCAAAAAUGAGAUUGAGGAACAAGAAGGCACUUCCAUUAAAGAUGUUCAGUGCAAACCAAGAAACUGGAAUAUGCGAUAUGGACUCAUAGCAGCUUUACUUACAGUUACAGUUCCACUUUUGCUGUCACUUAUAGUUUUAUAUUUGAAGCAAAAUCAUAAAAUCCUGUAGAGGAAACACAUGAUCAAAAUUCAGAAUUUCCCUUAUUACUGGAAGAAAAUCAGGAAACAGAAUCGCCAGAUUGCAGCAAGGAACACUUCAAUACCCUCCACUUCAAUACUCUGAGUUACAUGUAUGUCUUUAGAUGUAGCAUUUAUUUUCUAAUAUCUUUCUUUUCCUAACUUUUAACUCCUUUAACUAUGAAUUAGUACACCCUGUGUGCCUGCCUUUUGUAAAAAUGCUUAAAUAUUGCUUGACUUUCUUAGAAUGCUAAUUUUGUAUGUGAUUUUGUAUGUUUUUUAGGCAAUGAAACAAGCUUUAAAGCUUUUAACACUUUUUUUUUGUAUAUGUAAGUACAUGUUUACAUAAAUUUGAAGUAUUGUGUUCAUUUAUCCUGACAAUUCAAAAUGAUAGCCUUCCUGAAACACCUGCACUAUUUUAAGACCCUUAUCUCAGCCUGUUGGAAAUGUUACUUGGUUCUUUUGAGUUUUUCUGUACCCAAGGCCUACUUAAACUUUUUGAGGUAUCGAAACUGCUUACUGUUUGGUUGAUGUAACCAAGAGAUAUGAAGGAUAUUGACAACAACAAACUCCACAUUUUUAUAUCUAGAAACUGUGAUUUUCUGAAUUUUUAUCUCAAUUUUUGUCUCAAUUUUCCAUGGUCAUUUAAAAAAAUUACUAACAAAAAAAAUAAAUAAAAUAACUAGAGCAAUAAGUGUUAGCUUGGUAUUAACCGCACCUCAGUCCUUCACUACUGUGUACUACUAUAAAUGAUGAUUUGACUGUAAGUUAGAUUGUUCAAUUUAAACCCAAAUGUUUUUUUCUAAUAACAUUGUGAACUACUUACAAUUUUUGUAGAGUGUAUAAAAACUAAUAUGCUUUUCAAAUUUCGUGUAAAUUUUUCUUUUGUUGCUUUACAUCACUGUGCUGUUAAAUGUUUGAAUCUGUAGUCAGGCCUGAGGUCAGAGGUGUAGUGUGAAUGGGUAUGCUUCUUGAUAUUUAUAAAUUUCAUUAGAAAAAACAACUUAUGUCUGCAGUCUCAUUACAUCAUUUUUCCUUUGCUUGUCUAUCAUAUCUACUCACCCUUUCAUCAAAUCUAUCAAUAUAUCGGAGCAUAUCCAUUAAAGAACUUCUAGUUUUACCUAUAAUUAUACUAAAACUAUAACUGUGUAUGACAAACAAAAUGUAUGUAAAAUAUAUAGCAAUUGGUCUGUUUACUGAGAUAAUAACAGACUGCUUCUGGGAACGUGGACAUUUUUUGUGGAUAACAAGGACUCUAAACUAUGGAAUAAUUUAUGUUGUGUCUAGUUAAAACUGUAACUAUACUAACCUAUGGUAAUUAUGAUCAAACUGGUUACUGUUGACUUUUCUGACACUUUGUACAUAUUCAGUAAGCAGGGUGUGUGAUACACACACUACAUUGUCUAUUGUUCUGGCACACCCCUCCAAAUUGUUCUUUUUCAGGGGUUGGGCUUGGACCCUUAGUUCCAGUGAAAGGAACUAUUAAUGCUUUUUGGACAAUUUCAUGCUCCCAAC
Molecule: messenger RNA, 2470 nt
Organism: Hemibagrus wyckioides
Lineage: Eukaryota; Metazoa; Chordata; Actinopteri; Siluriformes; Bagridae
Product: tumor necrosis factor receptor superfamily member 14-like
Exons: 8
Coding region: 276-947 (223 amino acids)
Biological process (GO): positive regulation of T cell migration; positive regulation of peptidyl-tyrosine phosphorylation; defense response to Gram-negative bacterium
Cellular component (GO): external side of plasma membrane
Molecular function (GO): protein binding
Source: RefSeq, a predicted model, not a curated record